AUGGGAGCUCUUGGAAAUCGGCGAUACACUUGCCUUGAUCACAACACUGAUGCGCUCCGUUCUAAUAGUAGCAUCCACUGUCCUAAUGUUCGGUGCAGAGUGCAAAUUGCAUGGUUCAAAGAUUAUGUUCGGCCGAGUCAAUCAGAAGAACUAGGGCUCUUUAAUUGGGUGUUUAAUGUUCGUGUACAAAACAAUGUGAUUUAUAGUCAAACAGAAUGUAUAACUAGCACAGCCAAAACUUACUGUAGCAAAUGUGAAAAGAUGAUCGGGUGGAUGAUUACUGGAGUCCCCCGAGAGAACAUGUUUAUUAAAGAAGGAAGAUUCUGUAUGAGAUUGGACAAGCUUACUUAUUCGAAUCAUCUACCGUUGGUUCGUUUAAUUCCUGAGAACCAAUUUUUCCAAGCUAAUGAGGAAAUUGCAGAUCAAGAUGGAGGCUCAGAUGAAGACUAUGAUGACAAUAUUCCUGAUUACAUGAUGCAUCUCUUCAAGCUAAAUGAUUAUCUAGGUACUGACCAUACUGUUGAUCAAGUUGUAGGAGAUGGUAAUGAUCAAAAUGCGCUUCCUCCUAAUGGUACCAUCCACUGCCUUACUUUUGGGUGCAGAAUGAAAGUUGCAUCCUCCAACGAUUAUAUUCUGAUGUCUCGAUCAAGAGGAAUAGGGCUCUUUAAUUCGGUGAUUAAUGUUGAUGUACCAGACAAUGUGAGUAAUCAUCUUGGAACUACCGUAGUCAACAUUUACUGUAGCCAAUGUCAUAAGAUGAUCGGGUGGAAAAUUAUUGCAGUCACCCAACCGUCCAAGUAUAUUACAGAAGGGAGAUUCUGCAUGAGAUUGGACAAGCUUGGUUUUUCAGAUGAUGAACAGUUGAUUCGUCCAAUCGAGGAAGAAAAUGUCCGUGUUAAUGAGGAAAAUACAGAUCAAUAUGGAGACGCAACUGAGGGAUAUGGAGACUCUACUGAAGAAGAAAUGAGAGCUAAUAUUGAGCAAAAUAAAAAUAUUUCAAAUUACUUGAUGCAUCUCCUCCGUCGUGAACAAGGUGGAGGUGGUAAUGAACAGAAUCAUGAUCAAAAUGUUGAUCAAGGUGGAGGCGCUAAUGAGCAAAAUGUUGAUCAAGGUGGAGGCGCUAAUGAGCAAAAUGUUGAUCAAGGUGGAGGCGCUAAUGAGCAAAAUGUUGAUCAACAUGGAGGCAGUAAUGAGCUAAAUGUUGGUCAAGAUGGAGGCGGUAAUGAGCAAAAUGCUGAUCAACAUGGAGGUGGUAAUAAGCAAAAUGUUGGUCAAGAUGGAGGCAGUAAUGAGAAAAAUGCUGAUGAACAUGGAGGCAGUAAUGAGCUGAAUGUUGGUCAAGAUGGAGGCGCUAAUGAGCAAAAUGCUGAUCAACAUGGAGGCAGUAAUGAGCAAAUUGUUGGUCAAGAUGGAGGCUCGCCAAUGAAACGACCGAAGAUAUAG
Molecule: messenger RNA, 1443 nt
Organism: Solanum stenotomum
Lineage: Eukaryota; Viridiplantae; Streptophyta; Magnoliopsida; Solanales; Solanaceae
Exons: 10
Coding region: 1-1443 (480 amino acids)
Source: RefSeq, a predicted model, not a curated record